AUGCAUUAUUUUAAUGAUGUUGGAAGGUCUAAUUACAAAAUUUAUAGUCCAAAUACAGGCUUAAAUAUGCUUGGGUCUAUAAGAUGGGGAAGUGGAGUGGAUAUUGACAGAGCUGUUGAUAUGAUUCAAUAUAGACUGUGGCUGUGGUGGUUAAACUUAAAGGCAAAGGAGAAAUCCCUUGUGUCAUCCAUAUUCGAAUGGAUUGAGAACCCAAAGCUUACCUCUCCGCCGUCACCGGUAUCCUGCUGCUGGGAAGAUGAUGGAAGACUCGCUUCCUUCAACACCUCCUUCCUCAUCAACAUCUUUCGAGUCUCCAAUGCUACCCCCGGUGAAGGCCUCGCCUUCCUCAUCGCUCCUUCCCUCACCAUCCCUCGCAACAGCUACGGCCUCACCAACGCCUCCACCGACGGCAACUCCACCAACCGCUUCGUCGCCGUCAAGCUCAGCACCGUCAACCACGAGGUCGGCGUCGACGACAACUACAUCGGACUCGACGUAAACGGCAUCAAGUCCUCCAAAAACAUCGUUUCCCUCACCCGGUUCAGCAUUCGGAUCGCUCCCGUUGGGGCCCAGUUCUACGUGCUGUGGGUGGAGUACGACGCAGAUCGGAGGUUAAUUAGCGUCUACAUGGCGGAUCAACCUUCUCCGGAAGCUCCGGUGGUGGAGAAGCCGGCCGAGCCCUUGUUGACUUGGCCUCUUAAUCUCAAAUCGGUAGUGAAUCAAAUGUCGUAUUUUGGGUUCUCCGCUUCAACAGGUAUUGCUGUUGAGCUGAACUGUGUCCUUAAAUGGAACAUAUCCAUUGAGGUUUUCCCCGACAAGACUAAUAUUUUGAAACAUGGUGAAAAUUCGAACUCACUGAGGAUAGGUUUGGGUGUUGGGGUGCCUCUUGGGAUUCUCGUUGUGGCGAGUGUUGGUGGAUUUUUGGGCUACAUUUUCUGGAACAAGAGGGAAAAUGCCUCUGAUCCUCUGCUUGUUGGGACCCUCAAGAACCUACCCGGAACCCCGAGAGAGUUUCGGUACAAGGAUCUCAAGAAGGCAACCAAUAACUUCGACGAGAAAAACAAGCUUGGGCAAGGAGGGUUUGGUGUUGUUUACAAGGGAACACUGCCGGAUGAAGGGUUGGAAGUGGCGGUUAAGAAAUUCUCCAGGGACAAGAUGAAGAGCACGGAUGAUUUCUUGGCUGAACUCACCAUUAUCAAUCGUCUUCGUCACAAGCAUCUUGUCAGGUUACAAGGAUGGGGCCACAAAAACGGCGUAUUGCUCUUGGUGUACGAUUACAUGCCCAAUGGCAGCUUAGACAACCACAUUUUUUGUACGGAAGGGAGCAGCAUUAGCCCCCUAAGUUGGCAUCUUCGGUACAGGAUCAUAUCAGGGGUGGCAUCUGCACUGAAUUACCUGCAUAACGAUUAUGACCAAAAAGUGAUUCACAGAGACCUUAAGGCAAGCAACAUCAUGCUGGACACUGACUUCAAUGCUCGGUUAGGUGACUUUGGCUUGGCUCGCGCAAUUGAAAAUGAGAAAACAUCAUAUGCAGAUCAGAUGGAAGGAGUUCAGGGCACUCUGGGAUACAUUGCACCUGAGUGUUUCCACACAGGCAAGGCCACUAGGGCAUCAGAUGUUUAUGGGUUUGGAGCUGUGCUCCUUGAGGUGGUGUGUGGUCAGAGGCCAUGGACAAAGAUUGAGGGUUACCAGUUUUUGGUGGACUGGGUGUGGCACUUGCACCGCGAAGGAAGGAUAUUAGAAGCAGUGGAUCAUAGACUCGGGGAUGAGUAUGUGAGUGAAGAGGCAGAGAGGGUAUUGAAAUUAGGACUAGCAUGCUCACACCCCAUUGCCAAUGAGAGACCUAAAAUCCAGGCAAUUGUUCAGAUCAUAUCUGGCUCAAUGCCUGUGCCUCAUGUACCACCAUUCAAGCCAGCUUUUGUGUGGCCAGGUUGGGAUCUAGAGAGUCUUCCAGAUAUCCUUACAGAAACAAUGAGUAGUACUGAAUGAAUACAUGGUGGCUUUUAAGUUCUCACACGCACUAGCAUCUGAUUAGCUGGUAACAAUACCAACCCUUACAUUUACAUUAUGGAUUGAGUGAAUGUUUAUAUUGGUUAUUGGUGUCUCCAGAUUUCUUAAGACUAGACCAAGCAGUAAGGGCACCCAACCUAGCCGCCAUAACCUGUAUGAGUGAAGAUCGUCUGACCUUUGUUUUGGUAACAUUGAACAGUGAAGAUCAGCUAUAUCCCUUUGGUUGCCCAUCACUAGUCCAAUCCCUUUUCAUGUUACCGCAUUGUAACUCACAAUCCUGUAAUACAAUGCCUUGGCAUAUAAGUUCCCAACAUUUAUAAGCUAGGAUACUCAUAUUAUUUUUCACAGGUUACAUUGA
This is a messenger RNA of Lotus japonicus, 2368 nucleotides long. RefSeq names its product probable L-type lectin-domain containing receptor kinase S.5. Bases 1 to 1989 code for a protein of 662 amino acids. The transcript is spliced from 6 exons. NCBI's taxonomy places the organism in Eukaryota, Viridiplantae, Streptophyta, Magnoliopsida, Fabales, Fabaceae. Gene Ontology annotation, cellular component: plasma membrane. Gene Ontology annotation, biological process: protein phosphorylation. Gene Ontology annotation, molecular function: carbohydrate binding; protein kinase activity; ATP binding. The record is from RefSeq and is a predicted model, not a curated record.